This is a messenger RNA of Centruroides sculpturatus (bark scorpion), 830 nucleotides long. RefSeq lists its product as uncharacterized. The transcript has a single exon. Lineage: Eukaryota; Metazoa; Arthropoda; Arachnida; Scorpiones; Buthidae. The record is from RefSeq and is a predicted model, not a curated record. Gene Ontology annotation, molecular function: RNA-DNA hybrid ribonuclease activity; nucleic acid binding. Bases 105 to 830 code for a protein of 241 amino acids.
CCGGUGUUGAAAUAUACACCAAUGGCUCUAAAGAUGGCAGCUUAGUAGGUGCCACGUUCUGAGUCUACUGUGACGGAGUGCAUGUGUACGAACAGUCAGUCAGAAUGAAUGAAAAAGCAUUCGUGUUCCAGGCAGAGCUGGUGGACCUGGAGGGAGCAUCCCAGUGGAUCUUGCUACAACCAGGUCCUGAGCCAGUCACAGUUUACUCCGAUAGUCAGUCAUCGCUACAAGCCUUGAGCAAUGAGUACCAUUGCGAUUCGCUAAUACUAGAGAUCAAAAGUAGAGUGCUGAGGGCGAAGCACGAGCAACAUGUUGCCCUGCAGUGGGUCCGAAGCGACAUUGGGAUCCUGGGUAACAAACGUGCCGAUCAGCUGGCAAAGGCGGGAGCCAGCAGUCCUUUUUUAACAAGGAUGGCAGAACCCUCGACCACAUACAUUGAAGGUACUUUGCUAAAACAAUCAAUGUCUUACUGGCAAGAGUGCUGGACUCAAACUACAGUGGGAAGGUCAACCUAUGCCUUUGUGCCUGUAGUUGGCCUCACUCCGGUGUGUUGCAACUGGCUUACGACCCAAAUACUGACCAGCCACAGGAAGUUUCCCCACUUCAAGUCCAAAUUCAGACAAGGAGAUAGUAGCUGCUCCUAUGGAUGUCCUCGCAGCAACAUGAGACACUAUGUACUUGACUGUCGUCUAACCAAGGAUUUCCGUCGAGGGGCCAACCGAGUCGACUGGUCUAGGCCGCCUGAACAAGUACUUCAAGUGCUUGCAACUAGUAAAAUAAACUUAAAAAAAACUAAAGGAUUUGAUGGAAAGUAUUAUAGAUCUGUUUAA